Messenger RNA from Dendronephthya gigantea, 2419 nucleotides. Its product is annotated as serine/threonine-protein kinase Chk2-like. NCBI's taxonomy places the organism in Eukaryota, Metazoa, Cnidaria, Anthozoa, Malacalcyonacea, Nephtheidae. Gene Ontology annotation, molecular function: protein serine/threonine kinase activity; ATP binding; protein binding. Bases 87 to 1613 code for a protein of 508 amino acids. Gene Ontology annotation, cellular component: nucleus; cytoplasm. The transcript is spliced from 17 exons. Gene Ontology annotation, biological process: mitotic DNA damage checkpoint signaling; protein phosphorylation. The record is from RefSeq and is a predicted model, not a curated record.
CGCACGUGUUUGGGCAAGAGCACAAAACGCCGAACUGGCCCAAAACAGUACUUGUAAACAAAUAUUGUAACAAAUAAACAAAAAGCAUGGCGUCCAGCAGUUCGGCCUCUGGUUCUGGAUCGGGUUCAGGAUCUCUUUCGAGCCAAUCUGUACCUUCUAGCAUGGAAUCUGGCUCCACUUUGCCAAACCAAGAUGUGGUCGAUGGAUAUUUCUCAGAGCCUGAAGAGACGGACCGUGGAUGGGGAAAAUUGAUCCCGUUGGGAAGAUCCUUUGAAUUGAUCGAGUUGGUGAAAGAAACAUAUACAUUUGGCAGAGAUAUAAAUGGUGAUGUUUGUUAUGCACAGAAGGCAUUUCCAAGAGGAAAUUCAAGUUUUUUUCAAAGACUUAGCAAGAAACACUUUCAACUUUUGAAGGAAACUAGUGAGAAUGGUGAACACAUUGUAUAUAUAAAAGAUUGGAGUAUGAACGGAACAUUUGUGAAUGGAGGUCUCAUAGGAAAAGGAAACCAGCAAGUGAUUCAAAACAAUUCUGAGAUUUCGUUAGCUGCUCUAGAAAACAAAGCCUACCUGUUCCUCGAUCUUGAAGCAACCAAAAUAGAACAAGAAAUGUUCCCUCAGGAAAUGAGGGAAAAAUUUACAAUAUCAAAAGUCUUAGGAAGAGGUGCCUUUGGUGACGUUAGAUUGGCGUUCAGUAAGGGCAGCGAGUGUAACAAAUUCGCCAUAAAGAUCAUUAGCAAGAAACAAUUCUCAAAUCUCAAAACAAGCAAACGUGAUACUGAGGUUUCUGAUGAAGUGGACAUAUUAAAGAAAUUGGAUCAUCCUUGCAUAGUAAAAGUUUUUGAUGUCGUCGACACACCAGAAAGUUUUUUUAUUGUUCUCGAAUUAGUUGAGGGUGGUGAAUUGUUUGACAGAGUCGUCAGUAAAAGCAAACUGGAAGAGCGUAUUGCUAAGUUAUUAUUCUAUCAAAUGUUGCUCGCUGUCAAGUAUUUACAUGAAAAUGGCAUCACACACAGGGAUUUGAAGCCAGAAAAUGUUUUAUUGUGUUCCCCGGAUGACGAAACGCUUAUAAAGAUCACAGAUUUCGGGGUGUCAAAAUUUGUCGGUGAGAAUUCCUAUAUGGAAACACUCUGUGGUACACCAAGUUACCUCGCUCCCGAAGUGUUAACCCCGGUACCUGAAAAAAGAUCGUACAAGAAAGAGUGUGACUGCUGGAGCCUGGGAGUUAUACUAUAUGUUUGUCUUUCAGGAUGUCCGCCAUUUUCAAAGCAGGCAAAUAACCCAUUGGAGAAACAGGUGAUGGAAGGGUCGUAUAAAUUUCCGAACAACCUGUGGAAGAACGUUAGCAGCGAAGCCAAGGAUCUUAUAAGAAAACUGCUUACUGUUGAUCACAGAAAACGUAUCACGGUUUCUGAAGCUCUGGAACAUCCUUGGAUAAAGGAUAAAGAAAUGAUAGAAAAAGCAGAAAAAUUGAUAAAACCGACCGUGGAUGGAAGAUCAAUGUCUCCGCCCUCAGAAAAGGUGACAAAGCGAAAAGAAGCGACGGACUCCGACCAAUCAUCGGCCACUUCUUCUAAGCGUCGAAAGCUAUCUUCCGACGAGGAUUCGACAAAAUGAUCAAUAAUCAGCGGGAAUUGUGACGGCCAGUUUACACGCGAUUCUCUUCUUUUGAUAGAUGUGAAAGAGAAAAUGGUUGCGAAUGUUCCAAGGUACGGAACUCAACAAGUGCACUUGUUUGAACAUCCGUAACUUAUCCACUCGUUCACAUCUAUCAAAAGUCUUCACGUUGUACUGGACAGGGUAACUAUGUCAGAUAAAUGUGAUAAGUUUAGAAGGAUAUUUUACAGAACUUUUUAUCGUUAGACAAACAAAUUUAUUUCAUACUCAAUACAUGUUUUACCCAUACAUUUGACCUGGAAACAACACACUGUCAAUGGAUAGUCUGAUUGAAUAUUGACAUCUGGUUAAGAGGAGAUAUUUUUCUAUGUCGCGUAAAAUGUGCUCAAAACCUCACUUAUAUUAGCAUGCAAAAGUACCAAAAUUUUCAACGCUAAAAAGGUUUUGCAAACCCCAAGAGUACCAAAAAAGUAUGUUUACUACAUAAUCAAAAAAUAAUGUUAAAAUGAAGAGACUUCUCGGGUCUCGGGAUUAGUAAUUGACUAUAUUAAAACAAUGUAUGGUUAUCCAUACCAAGUGUUCGAAGAUGAAUUACAUAAACAAACUUAAACAAAGUAAAUUGCCAUCGCAAAGUCUCUUUAUGUCGUUGGAAAUAUUGGGUUGUAUAAUAAUCACUGAGCUCUAUGAUUUUAAUUGAAGAAAGAAAAUGUUGAAAGUUCUAUAGAAUUUCCAUAAGUUUUUCAUUCCAUAAAAAAUUCCAUUUCACUUGCCUGUAUAUCAAAAUUUCAACGAGAAAUACAUGUACA